Molecule: messenger RNA, 1188 nt
Organism: Ustilago hordei
Lineage: Eukaryota; Fungi; Basidiomycota; Ustilaginomycetes; Ustilaginales; Ustilaginaceae
Exons: 2
Coding region: 1-1188 (395 amino acids)
Biological process (GO): ubiquitin-dependent protein catabolic process
Cellular component (GO): cytosol; nucleus; proteasome regulatory particle, lid subcomplex
Molecular function (GO): structural molecule activity
Source: RefSeq, a predicted model, not a curated record
AUGGCGUCCUCAGCAGGGAUGGACGUUGAUCAGGUGGACGAGCACUACCUCGAGCAUGCCGCUGCAUCAUCCUCCACGCCGACAUCUCUCAAAUCGUUCUACCCCAAGUUCCAGCAGUUGCACGACCGAAAGCUAUGGUAUCAGCUCACCUUGACCAUUGAGGAGUUCCUCAACCACCCCGACUCGCAGACCCCUCCAAUUCAGAUCGAGCUUUACGACAAAUUUGUGCGCCGCUUCUCGUCGAAGAUCAACCAGCUGCAACUUGCAGCGAUCGGUAUCAAAGUUGCAAGACAGUACCCAGAUCCAGCAAAGGCGCUCGAGUUCUUGGAACAGCUCGCAACCAAGCUCGACUCGCCCGGCUCUCAAGAUGCAUAUGUAUACGCAUUGAUGGAGGCUGCGCACUUCAAACUGCUUCUGGGCGAUGCCGAUGGAACGAAGGUGGCGAUGGACAAGUGUGGCAAGAUCUUGGACGGCUUCGAUGCAGUGGAGACAGCGGUGCACGCAAGCUUCUACCGCGUCUGUGGUGAUUUCUACAAGGCGAAAGCGGAGUAUGCCAACUACUACAAGAACUCGCUUCUCUAUCUCGCCUGUGUCAACGUCGACACUGAUCUGACCGACGACGCGCGUGUCCAGCGUGCGCACGACCUCAGCAUCUCAGCGUUGCUCGGUGAUACGAUCUACAACUUCGGCGAGCUUCUGCUGCACCCCAUCCUUGCCUCACUCGGCAAGAGCCAACAGUACGCGUGGAUCUCUGACUUGCUUUUCGCCUUCAACGCGGGCGACAUUGGUCGAUUCGAAGCGCUCAACCCACACUUGCCAAAGGAGCCCAUUUUGGCAGAGAACGUUCCUUUCUUGCGACAAAAGAUCUGCCUGAUGUCGCUCAUCGAAAGCGUGUUCAAGCGUGCAGCGGACGAUCGCACCAUCGCCUUCUCAAUCAUCGCUGCGGAGACCAAGCUGCCUGUGGACGAAGUCGAGCAUCUGGUGAUGAAGGCGCUCAGUUUGAAGCUGAUUCGCGGUACAUUGGAUCAGGUAGAUCAGCUGGCGAGGAUCACCUGGGUUCAGCCAAGAGUGUUGGAUCAUCGACAGAUCCAGGCAUUGCAAGGAAGGCUGAACAACUGGUGUAAGAAGGUGGAAGAGGUUUCGGAGUAUGUCAAGAACCAGACUCCCGAAUUGUUUGUCUCAGCAUAA